Messenger RNA from Paramisgurnus dabryanus, 1862 nucleotides. It is a transcript of the gene kpna2, whose product is annotated as karyopherin alpha 2 (RAG cohort 1, importin alpha 1). Gene Ontology annotation, cellular component: cytoplasm. NCBI's taxonomy places the organism in Eukaryota, Metazoa, Chordata, Actinopteri, Cypriniformes, Cobitidae. Gene Ontology annotation, molecular function: protein binding; nuclear import signal receptor activity. Gene Ontology annotation, biological process: protein import into nucleus. The record is from RefSeq and is a predicted model, not a curated record.
UUUUGCUUGAACAGACCAAUGAGAUUUUUUACCCCAGCGUUUUAAAGGUCUGUCUCAUACUUACGCUGCCACAAGAGCUUUGGUUAGAAGCGGUUGCAUAUUUCAAGAUACUGUUAUACAUCGAAGAUUAAUAAAAUGUCUUCUGCAAACGAGAACACCGCACGUCUCACCCAGUUCAAAAACAAAGGCAAAGAUGCGACUGAAUUGAGGCGUCGAAGAAUCGAAGUCAACGUUGAACUUCGUAAAGCUAAGAAAGACGAACAGAUCUUGAAAAGGAGAAACGUGAGCAGCUUUCCGGAUGAGGCCACAUCUCCCCUACAGGAGAAAAGUCAGAACUGUCAAGCUCAGCAUUGGACGGUGGAAGAAAUUGUAAAUGGUGUCAACAGUACCAGUUUGGAUACUCUGCUUCAAGCCACCCAAGCUGCCAGGAAGUUGCUGUCAAGAGAGAGACAUCCACCUAUUGACCGCAUCAUCAGUGCCGGUCUGAUCCCAAAGUUUGUGAGCUUCUUGGGUUUGGUGGACUCUCCGCCCAUACAGUUUGAGGCGGCCUGGGCUCUAACUAACAUUGCAUCUGGAACAUCUGACCAGACCAGUGCUGUGGUGAAUGGAGGAGCUGUCCCCGCGUUCAUCAGCCUCAUCUCAUCCCCACACGCUCAUAUUAGUGAGCAGGCUGUCUGGGCUCUUGGAAAUAUUGCUGGUGAUGGCUCGGCGUACAGAGACAAAGUCAUUAAGCAUGGUGCUAUUGCUCCUCUUUUAACACUACUGGCUGUUCCUGACUUCUCUGCAUUUGCUCCUGGUUACCUAAGAAACGUCACUUGGACCUUGUCAAACCUGUGUCGUAAUAAAAACCCUGCACCUCCCCUGGAAGCAGUAAAACAGAUUCUGCCAACCCUUAUCCGUCUUCUGCAUCACGAUGAUAAAGAAGUUUUGGCAGACACCUGCUGGGCCAUCUCGUACCUGACUGACGGGCCUAAUGACAGAAUUGAGGUGGUGGUGCAGGCUGGUGUGGUUCCUCAACUGGUGAAGCUGCUGGGUUGCGGGGAACUUUCAAUUGUGACUCCGUCACUGCGCUCCAUUGGUAACAUUGUAACCGGUACAGACGAACAGACUCAGGCGGUACUCGGUGCUGGUGCGCUCUCCAUGUUUCCUGCUCUUCUGCGCCACCACAAGAACAACAUUCAGAAGGAGGCCGCCUGGACCCUGUCCAACAUCACCGCUGGCCGGGACUAUCAGAUUCAAGAAGUCAUCAAUGCUGGCCUUGUGCCUUACCUAGUUGAUGUUCUCAGACGGGGUGACUACAAGACCCAGAAGGAGGCUGUGUGGGCAGUGACCAACUACACCAGCGGAGGCACAAUUGAGCAAGUGAUUUACCUUGUUCAGGCCAACGUACUGGAGCCUCUGUUGAAUCUCCUCUGCACUAAAGACAGCAAGACUAUUCUGGUCAUCUUGGAUGCAAUCACCAAUAUCUUCUUGGCUGGCGAGAAGAUCAAUGAAGUUGAAAAACUUUCCUUGAUGAUCGAAGAAUGUGGUGGCCUAGACAAAAUCGAAGCUCUGCAGACCCACGAAAAUGAAUCGGUCUACAAGGCUUCGCUUAACCUUAUAGAAAAGUACUUUUCUGGAGAGGAGGAAGAGGAUGAAUGUGUCGCCCCUGAAGCUACGUCUGAUGGCUACGCGUUCCAGAUUAAUGAAAACCAAAGCACUUUCAAUUUCUAAAAACUUUGAUCUGUAAUAUUUCUGUGCGAUUGUUCUGUAAACCACUUGUCCUGUUCAUUUGUUCGUCUUGCAGACUUCUUUCUGUGAUCUGUACAUACUAAUCUGUUUCAAUUUUAUUUGUUGUAAAUAAAAAUGAAAAGAGAAAAAAA